AACCCUGGAUAUCAGAAUAUCAGUCGUGUUGUGAUAAGAUCCCCAGAUUUUCAGAGCAGGGUUUGUUUUUACAAUAAAUAUUCCCGCGAUUUAUUAAAUAAUCAUGCAAAGUAAUUAGGUUUUUCGUGAAAUUUCGUGUGUUUUUAUUGGAAUUGUGCGGGAUUUGAGACUGAACUCCAGCUAUGUAAACGGAGGUGGGCUGUCAACUGCCUGAGCGUUGGUCGGGGGGCAUGGUUCCAGAGCGGCGUGAGACAACCCAUCAUCAUAGACCGGACUCGCAUCUCGAACAAGGGACGCUGCUUCACCAACGAUGGAGACAAAUUCCACAUGUUUGACGAUAAAAGUAUGUGCUACAGAUGCGUGGUAAUUCAUGAGAAGCAUGAAAAUGUUCUUCAGUACAAGGAAACAUUCUGCGUGCAUACCCGCGACAGUCUGCACUCUCUCUGUCAGCUGAUCACCGGAGACGCCCUUCUGUUCUCCAUGUUCCGCGAGGAUGGUGCAGCCGUAGCCUGUCCCUUCCGGGGAGGCCACACCUUCACCUACAACCGCGGCCACGGCGAGUGUCGAUAUCCGCUGUCGACCAUCGACAGUUGCACGCACGAGAGUCGACUGCUCUUUCGAUACCAGGCCUGUCCCGAUGUGCAUGCUACUGAGAGUGCUGUUGAAGAGUUACAGUGUCUAGCAACAUGGAAAGAAGGAUCUUUACGAUAUCUAGUGGGGAAAGUACAUCACAGCCAUGCCACUUCCAACGAAGAACGGUUCAGAUGUUUUGUCUGGGAAAAGGUGACACUAAAUGACGCCGAUCAGCCAUUGGACGAGGGUGGACCUCCACGUCAGCGACUGCCGGACGACAUGAGUGCAGACUACAGGGUUGCCCAAUCAGGGGAUGCCACCUGUAAUGGACUUUUCAGCCCCCUCGAGGGAUCCAAGACUAUGACGCUCAAGAAAGCGGCAGCGACGUCUAAAUGCCGAUUCCCGCCCUGGUUGACGGCGUUCACACACUGGCACACUCUGGAUUACGCACGCACCUACCUCUUCCAUCAUCGCAACACCACUCUGCAUAUUGCCAACACAACCACCACUAACGCAGCCCAGCAAGUUGGCAACAGCGACAGUGCACCACUUGGCAACAGCGCACAGCUGACAGCAGCCAGCACGCAUGCGCAGACCAUGAUGGAUGGACAACAGGACAUCAGGGUGGUCUGCACUGAGCUCAAAGCUGUUUCAACAGAAGUGGCGCAGUUGGUCGGUCAUUAUACCAUGGGCUGCCAAAAUGGUUUCAUGUGCAUGAUGUUCUACAAGAGGGACAGCCAUGUAAUUGAACUACAAACCGGUACACCAACAAGAAGAUUGGAAGAAGCAUGUACUGGUCCUUACUUUGACAGGACCACAGCCUCCUACAUCACGCUAGUCACGUCAAAUCCGGAGCAACGCAAAUGUCCGCAUUUCGGGAGAUACUCAGUGAGUGGAGUGACAAAGAGAGACCAGCUUCGCGCUCGCUCCCACGAGAUACAAUCGCAUCCCAUCGAUCUGAUUGGCACGCUCUCUCACUCCUACGCCAAUCAGAAUUAUAGGCGUUCAGCAGGCAGCAGAAAGUUGCAGAGUUUUGGGGAUGAUGAAGACGGUUGUUCACUAGAUCUGAAGACCUUGGUAGUUGGCUGCAGUGCUUCUGAUACCAUGGAAUUCCGUUCAGACUGUGAUAACAGUCCCGAGAAACCUCGUGUCACAUCUGUUUACCAAUGCCACGGAGGCUGGGUUGAGAACGGUACCCACUUCCUGAUCACUACCCCGCUGAGCCGUAGCUCCAGGGGGGCACGCCGCUACUGUUUCGCCUACGAGGCUGCUAGUGGGGGCACCACAGGUGGAGCCCAGGGGGGCCUGGGAGGUGCCCCGGGGGGGUCAGGGGGCAUCACAGGGGGCACUGUCAUACGUUUCUCUACCAGCUCCAACACGUGUACACGGGAUAGCAGUGCUGCAACUGAUAGUAAUGUGCUCGCUUUCAACAUUACUAAUCAAGGACAAUGCACCGAGACCAGCAGCUCCACCCGACUGCACACAACUGCAUGGCUGCACCUAAUUGCAUUGCUGCAACUCAUCACCCACUUCGCUAACAAUUUGAGACUGCAUCAUCAACUCCCACCCUUAAUCCCCCCCACCCUAAUCCCUGUCAGGUGAUUUUAAUUCUAAUCUAAUCUAGGAGAUUCAAAUAUUACAUAUUACUAUUUUAAAUUGUAGCCGAAUUCUAACUGAAUUCGUUUAUAGCCGAAUCCUUACUGGAUUUGUGAGAUUAUAGCUGAACAACACUCUACACUUAAGUGAUUAUACAAAGUAAGACUUACCUCUUGUACAGAAAUAGUUCUACGAUUUCUUGGACAGAAACUCUUCUAGACAAUUUGAAACCUUGAAUAUAUGAUAUAUUAUAAACAUAAAUAAAUCCAACAACGAACUGAGAUGAGAUAUAUAGUUGAAUUUGUAUAAUAUUUAAAUAAGUAAUAUCAAUCACAAUAUAUUAUUAUUAAGUACCGAUAGGUGAUAAGUUACAAAAAUUAUAUAAUAUAGGUAACAAGGCAAUGUUAUGGAGAAAAGAUAGAGCAAGAAGAUACAUACCCCAUGUUUUAAAGAAUUCAUUUAAAGUUUGGAAUUUUUGUAUCAAAUUAUGAUGUUGUGUAUCAAGUUAAGAUGAUACUGUAUCUUACUGAUACAUUAGAUUGGAUUAGAAUGGUAAAGCUGCGUUUACACCAAAGUUAUUAACAAACUGUUUAUU
Messenger RNA from Nilaparvata lugens (brown planthopper), 2764 nucleotides. RefSeq lists its product as uncharacterized. Lineage: Eukaryota; Metazoa; Arthropoda; Insecta; Hemiptera; Delphacidae. The record is from RefSeq and is a predicted model, not a curated record.